Chelmon rostratus (copperband butterflyfish) is the source of this 1237-nucleotide messenger RNA. RefSeq names its product phosphoserine phosphatase (gene psph). Bases 128 to 808 code for a protein of 226 amino acids. The record is from RefSeq and is a predicted model, not a curated record. Gene Ontology annotation, cellular component: cytoplasm. Gene Ontology annotation, biological process: dephosphorylation; L-serine biosynthetic process. Lineage: Eukaryota; Metazoa; Chordata; Actinopteri; Chaetodontiformes; Chaetodontidae. Gene Ontology annotation, molecular function: L-phosphoserine phosphatase activity; magnesium ion binding. The transcript is spliced from 6 exons.
UACGUUUUUUAAAAUAUUUUUUUUUUCCGCGAAGACAUUAGCUUCAUCUCGAAGACUGACUUGUAUCCAGGUUCCGGCAACUGAAUGGAGUUUGUGUGAAGCGAAUUGAAGCCCACUAGGCAGCAUAAUGGCAACACUCUCACAGACAAAGGAGCUCUUCCGGAGAGCAGAAGCUGUCUGUUUCGAUGUGGACAGCACGGUCAUCAAAGAGGAGGGCAUAGAUGAGCUUGCCAAGUUUUGCGGUGUGGGGGAUGCAGUCACUGAAAUGACUCGCAAAGCUAUGGGUGGCUCCAUGACUUUUAAAACAGCCCUAACUGAGCGUCUUUCCAUCAUCCGAUGUUCCAGAGAACAAGUGAACAAACUGAUAACAGACCACCCACCUCAGCUGACGCCAGGUAUCAGGGAGCUCGUGGACCGUCUGCACCAGCGCAACAUAAAGGUGUUUCUCAUCUCAGGUGGCUUCCGCUGCAUUGUUGAACAUGUGGCCACUCAGCUAAACAUUCCUCUGCAUCACGUCUACGCCAACCGACUCAAGUUCUACUUCAAUGGAGAAUAUGCUGGUUUUGACGAGAGUCAGCCCACAGCUGAGAGUGGUGGAAAAGGAAAGGUCAUCAGCAUGCUGAAGGAGAAGUACGGCUUCAAGACUGUGGUGAUGAUUGGCGAUGGAGCCACUGAUCUUGAGGCAUGCCCUCCUGCUAGUGCUUUCAUUGGAUUUGGAGGUAAUGUCGUCAGGCCGCAGGUUAAGGAGCGGUCUUUGUGGUACGUGACAAGUUUUGGGGAGCUGCUAAAGGAACUGGAAAAGAUUUAAAGAUGCUGAAAGAGAACUGUUACUAAUUUUAACAUUUUAUAUUUGCACCCAUGUGUGCCUCUUCAUGGUUUUAUCCAGUGCACAGGUUUCCUUCAACUCUUAAUAGAUUUUUAUAAUGAAUGAAUAUGUUUACUAGUUUUUAUUACUCGUGAGACCAAUCUUACCUUCACGGGGAUGUUGCCCUAUUGAUUUUUAUACUAGAAGAUACUAAACAAAUAACCAAACACUGUCUAUGUGGAGGGAAAGAAAAUUAUUUUAGAUGUUUUUGCACUUUUGCAUCAGAACCUUUUAGUUAAGCUAGUACAACAACUUAUGGCAUGUGCAAUGAGCAAAAGAAAUGUUUUAGUUCUGUAUGGAUACCAAGAGCUGUAACCAGACAUGUCAGUGAGUGUGGUAACCUCAGUCCUGUAGAAAACAUCAGCAUUAAAU